Molecule: messenger RNA, 865 nt
Organism: Poecilia reticulata (guppy)
Lineage: Eukaryota; Metazoa; Chordata; Actinopteri; Cyprinodontiformes; Poeciliidae
Gene: tmem243b
Product: transmembrane protein 243, mitochondrial b
Source: RefSeq, a predicted model, not a curated record
CGGUCGGCUCAACAGUUAAAGUGAAGUCACCUUUAAGGAGCUUGAAAACUGGAGCCACCGGAGCUUAUUCCCUUUAACUCUGACCUUCUGUGAAACCAUGUUUCCACUCGGAUCCACUCGGGAUCUGUGAGGCGAGUGAAACCCGUCGGAAUCGAGAGCCAUGUCUCCACCCGGCCAUUCGCUCUGACCGAUUCACCGACGCCGGGCUGGAGAUGAGCUUAACGCAGUGGCUGAGCGUUUCCAGGAGGCGGCGCUGCUGAGACGGGAUUGAUCGGGGUUUCUGCCGCCGCCAUGGACGAGUUCUCGACCCGGACCUACGGCACCAGCGGCCUGGAUAACAGACCUCUGUUCGGAGAGACGUCGGCUCGGGAUCGGAUCAUCAACAUGGUCAUCGGAGGCUUCACGUCUGUGGUGGUUCUGGUAACCGUGAUCGGCUCCUUCGUGUUCCCCUCGUUGCCUCCGCGGCCGCUCAACAUCUUCUUUGCCGUCUGCAUCCUGCUGGCGUGCGGCUCCAUCAUCGUGCUGAUAUUCUGGUACCGGCAGGGCGACCUGGAGCCCAAAUUCAGGAAGCUGAUCUACUACAUGCUGGCCACCAUCAUGCUGCUGUGUUUAUGUGCCAACCUUUACUUCUUCGACGUCAGGUAGAGGAAGAGGAGGAGGAAGAGGAGCCAUCAUGGCGUUGACUGACAGAGGGAGGUCCAACGUGGACGAGUGGACCGAGACGGGACCAAAAACACGGAGGGUUAAAGUUCCCAGGGUCAGAGUUCAGACGGCAGAACUCAAACAGAAUCGUUUACCCUCCAGCGAGGAUCCAACUUGUGUUUCUGUGAUUGGAAAUAAAGAUCUGAACACAUUUAUUCCUCCA